UUUUUUUUUUCCCCCCGUUCCUUGUGCUUUUCACCAGCUCUACUCGACGGAGAUUUACAUGUGGAUCUUUCUGGGAAAGAGCAAUUUAAGAUGUUAUAGUCGAUGUUGUUCUUUUGGCUAUGGUUUAAGUUAAGAGAAACGUUUAGCCGAAAAGAAAGUCCAGGUUUUCUCUUUGGAUUUUCUACGUAUUAUUACCCUUCCACAUGUUUAGGGUUUCCUUCCGUGUUGUUUGAUUCUGAUUCAAGACUAUUCAAGUACAGAUCGGUAGUUAAGGUUCCAUCACAUCGUCACUGUAGUGAAGAAUUUAGGGUUUUAGCUCUUCCUACAAAGAAACCGCCUCAUCUAUCAUUCUGCUGAAGAAGUCAUGGCUUUUGAGAUCCGUGCUGCAAGCCAUCCGCACAUUCACAUCUCUAUGCCCUUACAGCUCUUCUGGAAAUCGUCUCUCUUUUUUCUGGUCCUUUGCUGUCUAGAUUUCAGCGUUUGGAACCAGGCAGCAGUAACCCUUUGUAUGCUAAAGACACUGGAGAGGUACCAGAAAUGCAACUACGGGGCACCGGAAACAAAUAUAAUAUCAAGGGAGAUCCAAACUAGCCAACAGGAGUACUUGAAGCUCAAGGCACGUGUUGAAGCCUUGCAACGAUCACAAAGAAAUCUGCUGGGGGAGGAUCUGGGGCCACUCAGCAUCAAGGAGCUCGAGCAACUGGAGCGCCAACUCGAUGCAUCGUUGCGACAAAUACGAUCGACAAGGACGCAGUGCAUGCUUGACCAACUUGCUGAUCUCCAAAGAAGGGAACAAAUGCUCUGUGAAGCUAAUAAAGCUCUGAAGAUAAGAAUGGAUGAAGGAAACCAGGCCAAUCAGCAACAACUGUGGGAUCCUAAUGCUCAAGCUGUGGCUUACUGCCGCCACCAACCACAGCCGCAGGGUGACGGGUUCUUCCAACCCAUAGAAUGCGAACCUACUCUUCAAAUCGGGUAUCAUCCAGAUCAGAUGGCGAUUGCUGCGGCAGCACCUGGGCCGAGUGUGAGUAGCUACGUGCCAGGAUGGCUUGCUUGACAGCAAGAUAAGGCCGGCAUUUCUGGGUGCCUCUAAUUAUGUGUUGUAUGCUAGCGAGGAAUGCUCCUAUUUCUUGUGCUGAUGAUUGCUUAUAUAACUGGCAAACAUGAUGUCAAUUACUGUCGGAUGAUCUAUAUGUUAUUAAUGACCUGCUAUAAAGACCUCCUUCGGAGGGAGGUAGUCCCAAGCGUCGUAUGUACUCGAAUGCUAUUUGGUUCUCCUCCUAAGUUGCUGUCAGCUAUGAUGAUUUGGUUUCAAAUGCUA
Molecule: messenger RNA, 1318 nt
Organism: Musa acuminata subsp. malaccensis (wild Malaysian banana)
Lineage: Eukaryota; Viridiplantae; Streptophyta; Magnoliopsida; Zingiberales; Musaceae
Source: RefSeq, a predicted model, not a curated record